AUGGAAGAUGGCCGAACCCGGUCUCAAGAACUUGACUGGGGAAAGCUUCCUCCAGGACCAUUCACCGAAUGCAUCAAGCACUCUAGACAGGACAGGGAUGUGCUACCACUGCACACACAGUUUUAUACUGGAGUAAAAGAUCCCCUGACGCAUCUCCACUCAUUCCAGUCUACCAUAGGGUGCAAAGGUCUCAGUGACGAAGGGCAGUGCUAG
Prunus armeniaca (apricot) is the source of this 213-nucleotide messenger RNA. The record is from the annotation of a GenBank genome assembly. NCBI's taxonomy places the organism in Eukaryota, Viridiplantae, Streptophyta, Magnoliopsida, Rosales, Rosaceae.